This is a messenger RNA of Glycine soja, 2625 nucleotides long. RefSeq names its product putative disease resistance RPP13-like protein 1. NCBI's taxonomy places the organism in Eukaryota, Viridiplantae, Streptophyta, Magnoliopsida, Fabales, Fabaceae. Gene Ontology annotation, molecular function: ADP binding. Gene Ontology annotation, biological process: defense response to other organism. The transcript has 3 exons. The coding region runs from base 1 to 2625 and encodes 874 amino acids. The record is from RefSeq and is a predicted model, not a curated record.
AUGAUAUUUGAGGCUGGUUUUGGUUUGGCACUUAAAGUGGAAUUAAUGACUGCAAAUUGUGAAGUCAACGUUGUAGAUGAGGGUCGAAGACAUCAAAAUGGAGGACAACUUGAUGCUCUUCGUGUUGAGUUGAAGAACAACUUGAAAGAUAAAAAGUUUUUGCUUGUGCUCGAUGACCUUUGGAAUGAGAAGUAUAAUGAUUGGCAUCACCUAAUAGCACCUUUUAGCAGUGGGAAAAAGGGAAGUAAGAUUAUUGUGACAACUCGACAACAGAAAGUUGCACAAAUGACACAUACAUAUCCCAUUUAUGAGCUGAAACAUCUAACAGAUGAAAAUUGUUGGUGUAUACUUGCUGAACAUGCUUUUGGAAAUGAAGGUUACAAUGAAUAUCCAAUCCUAGAAGAAACUGGUAAGAAAAUUGCAAAAAAAUGCAAUGGCCUACCUUUAGCUGCUAAAACAUUGGGAGGUCUUUUGCGAUCAAAUGUUGAUGAAAAGGAAUGGGAUCGAAUUCUGAACAGCAACUUAUGGGCACAUGAAGAGGUUUUACCAGCUUUACACAUAAGCUAUCUUCAUCUCCCAGCACAUUUGAAAAGAUGCUUUGCUUAUUGCUCAAUUUUCCCUAAACAACAUUUAUUGGAUAGGAAGGAAUUGAUUCUGUUAUGGAUGGCUGAAGGCUUUCUUCAACAAAUCCACGGAGAGAAAGCAAUGGAAUCAGUAGGUGAUGAAUACUUUAAUGAAUUAUUAUCAAGAUCUUUAAUUGAAAAAGACAAUACUAAAGCAGAGGAAAAGUUUCGAAUGCAUGACCUCAUCUAUGAUUUAGCUAAACUGAUAUAUGGAAAAACUUGUUGCUGCUUUGAAAGUGGUGAAAUCUCAGGAACUGUUCGCCAUUUAGCAUUUCAUUCAAAUCUGUAUGAUGUCUCUAAAUGGUUUGAGGGCUUGUAUGAGCAAAAGUUUUUGCGCACCUUUUUAGCAGCACGUAAUUAUUUAUACGGUGAAUAUUGUGUUACAAAAAAGGUGUCACAUGAUUGGCUGCAAAAACUAAGAUAUUUGCGAACAUUGUCCUUGCUUAAAUAUGAAAAUAUCACUGAGCUGCCGGAAUCAGUAAGCAUUCUGGUACUUUUGCGGUAUCUUGACCUUUCCUAUACUUCCAUCAAAAGGUUGCCUGAUGCAACCUGUAGGCUUUACAAUUUGCUGACAUUAAAAUUAUCACAUUGUGAAUUUCUUACUCAGCUUCCUGAACAGAUUGGAAAUUUGGUCAAUUUACCCCACCUUGAUAUUAGAGACACAAAUUUGUUGGCGAUGCCAGCACAAAUAAGCAAGCUACAAGAUCUCCGUGUGUUGACUUCUUUCAUUGUAGGCAGAGAAGAUGGAGUAACUAUUGGAGAGUUAAGAAAAUUCCCUUACUUGCAGGGUAUGCUUUCCAUUUUGAAGCUACAAAAUGUUGUUGAUCCCAAGGAUGCAUUUCUAGCUGCCUUAAAGAAAAAGGAGCAUAUUGAGGAGCUUACACUGGAGUGGGGCAGUGAACCACAAGAUUCAUCAAUUGAGAAAUUUGUACUUAAGAACCUGCAACCAUCAACAAAUUUAAAGAAGCUCAACAUCAGAUCCUACAGUGGCACAAGCUUUCCUAAAUGGUUGGGUGACUCUUCGUAUUCUAAUGUUAUAGUCCUUUGCAUUAGUGAUUGCAACUAUUGUUUUUCACUUCCACCAUUUGGACAACUACCAUCUCUUAAGGAGCUUGUGAUUAAAAGCAUGAAAAUGGUGAAGACAGUUGGUGAAGAAUUCUACUGCAACGAUGGAGGCUCUCUUUCAUUUCAGCCAUUUCAAUUGUUGGAGAGUAUCGAGUUUGAAGAGAUGUCAGAAUGGGAGGAGUGGCUACAAUUUGAAGGUGAAGGCAGCAAAUUCCCUUUUCCUUGCCUUAAGCGUUUGAGUUUAUCAAAGUGCCCCAAGUUGAGAGGAAACUUGCCCAAGCAUCUACCUUCGUUGACAGAGAUUAGUAUAAAAGAGUGCAACCAGCUGGCAAUUGAAUCAUGCCAUCUGCACUGGAACACAUCAAUUGAAUCAGUAAAAGUUUCUGAAGUGGGAGAAGGCUUGUUGUCCUUGCUUGACAACUUUUCUUAUAGGGAACUAUCUAUUGAAAAGUGUGACAGCUUGUCAUGUUUGCCAAGAAUGAUACUAGCUGCCAAUUGUCUUCAAAAGUUAACUCUUGGAAAUAUCCCCACUUUGAUUUCCUUCCCAGCUGAAGGCUUUCCAACGUCAUUAAAAACUGUUUCCUAUUCCAACGCCUCACUUCUCUGUCUCAUCUUUUUCAUUUCGGGUUUUGGAGAGGAAGAUGUUGUUAACACCCUGUUGAAGGAACAGUUACUGCCCUCUUCGCUCCAACAUUUGCACCUACGGUUGUUGGAAGGAAAAGGACUUCAACAUCUCACUUCCCUCACACGGCUUGACAUCAUUCGUUGUGAAAGCCUUGAGUCCUUGCCAGAAGAUCAGCUUCCAACGUCUCUUGAAUUACUGAAGAUAAGUUGCUGUCCUUUACUAGAAGCAAGGUAUCAAAGUCGGAAAGGGAAACACUGGUCUAAGAUUGCUCACAUUCCUGCGAUCAAGACAAACGAUGAAGUGAUAAUAUGA